Messenger RNA from Thalassophryne amazonica, 1884 nucleotides. Its product is annotated as V-set and transmembrane domain-containing protein 5. The record is from RefSeq and is a predicted model, not a curated record. The coding region runs from base 160 to 738 and encodes 192 amino acids. The transcript has 4 exons. NCBI's taxonomy places the organism in Eukaryota, Metazoa, Chordata, Actinopteri, Batrachoidiformes, Batrachoididae. Gene Ontology annotation, cellular component: dendrite; axon; plasma membrane. Gene Ontology annotation, biological process: positive regulation of excitatory synapse assembly; filopodium assembly.
UAAAGGUAGAAACAUUUGCGCACACAUUAAAAAUAACAGCACACAAGGAAAUCCUCACAACGCGGCCAGCCGAUAAAAACAAAACAAAAAGAUUCAGAAUGUGAACUCAUGUGGAGCAAAUUCUUCUGCUGAAGUCUGACUGAUGGCUCCUGGAUUCUAAUGAGGCAUUUUAGGCUCUGGAAUGUCCAACAUUUCACUGGCUUUCUCAGCAUCAUUUUCUACACAUAUGACCUCGCUGCAGCCAUUACCAUCCAGACUCCUGAGAGGAGUUUGAUCCGGUCAGUGCAGGAGGAUGCCCUGUUCUCUGUGGAUGUUGCAUGCCGGGGCAUCCCCAUCGUGCACUGGACCUUUACAACAGGAGCAGAGAGCCACAGCAUCGGCACCUGGCAGCCAGGGUUGUACACCAACAUCACAGUGAGUUAUAAAAGCAGAGUUGAGCCGUAUGACAACGGCUCCAUGAGGCUCUCUGAACUGCAGCUGCAGGAUGCUGGAUUCUACGUGCUCACCAUCACAGAAACAACAGGAAGCAGUAAAGAUGUCGGGUUUGUCCUCAAAGUCAAUGAGGUGCUGUAUGAGGACCUUCAGUACCUGUCUGUCACAGCUUUAGCACUGGGCUGUUUGAUUGGCCUCCUCAUGCUGGCCAUGUGGCUGCUCGAUAGGGCCUACUGGAAAAUCCAUUCACAGAGACACAAGAAACAGGUGGAAGAAAAUGAUGCAACGGAGCUGCAGCCCCUUUGAUGGAGCCGGGAACUCUCCAGGAAUGUACCAGACUCAGACUUCUCCGUGCUGGAAUGUCAUCAUUGUGUAAAUACUUGUGUCCUUUUUCCAACCCCUUUUCUUUUAAACAUGGGUUUGUUUCAACAAAGGCUGGCUAAAAUAUAUCAUUCUGGUAAUAUAAAUGUCACUUUCAGCAGAAACAGAAGUUACAUAGUUUUAAACACUACAAGUUCAGAGUCUCACCCAAGUGCCUGUCUUCCCUCAAAAAGUCUCGUAAAAACAAAAAAUAUAAUUGUAAACAUAUGGUAACCCCUGGUAGUUUCGGAUACCAUUUGAACAAUAAGAAUUCACACGUGUUCCAAGCAUCCCCAUCCGUAACUCAUUUUGGUAGAUGAACUAUGAGAUAUUCACUCAAGCAGGUCUUUUGUGUUCUAAUACUGUAUUUGGAAUUAUAAACAUUACUAUGUCACUGACCGAACCACACCACCAGGAUUUGUGUAAACAGAAUGUUGAAUGAAGGCUUCCAAAAUUUAAGCUGGAUGGUUUAAAAUUUAUGAACUUUUUGUAGCUGGUUUGUUACAGUGGGGAUAUGAAAAAGCCAAAAAUAACACUGACUGCUGGGGAUAACUUUCAAUGAUCAAUACUCUAUUCGGCAAAGUUGGGGACCUUUGGAGGGUUUUGCUGAAACUAAGUCAUACUUAAAAGUGCAACUGACUUUUUUUGUUGAGAAUAUGUGAUUUGUUUGGUUGAAAAAGUUUGGAUGAGUUGAGCUGUCAUCCCAACACACAUUCAGCAAAUUAUUACCCAUGUAACAGCAUUGCUUGGUCUUCCAAGUCAAAAAGCAGCUUAAACACACCAAUCUUAGUGUGAAGUCUGAGAGCGACAUCGGCUUCUGACUAUGAUAACACUUAUUUGAGAUGUCUAGUUCCAGCAUUGGUGACAAUUUGAAAUUUUGUUCUAAGUUAUCAUCUGCACAAAAAUCAAUACCAUGUUCAGCAAGGUGGGCAGUACAUACAGGAUCUUGGUAAAACCCAACCAUACUCAAUUUUGAAGUCAUGUGAGAUACGAGGUCUAUUAGAUAAGAAACCAACACUUUUUUUAACUAUAUGGAUUUGAAUGACGUGCGAUUACACCAAUCAUGCUUGAACCCUCGUGCGCAUGCGUGAG